UUUCGUUUUCGUUCGUUGUUUGUCAAAACGCGAAGUGCAGUACAAAAGAAAAGUCAACACAACGUAAAAACAGAUACUGAACCGCCGAGCCGCGACUGUGUGUUGGUGUGAUUAUUUUUUUUGUGUUUAGUGUUUAUUGUGCGGACGAAAAAACAAACGCUGGAGUCAAAGCGGAGCAAGUCCAAUUGGAGUUAUUCGAGAUCGCAGUGCUUCUAGAGGAGUCCUGUGUUCCGGGGCACUUCCCCCGCUCGAAAAGAGCCCCUUUCAACCCCAGUGUUCCAGUCGAAUUAGGGGUUGCAAAUUUUUUGCAGCCAGCCCGGAGAAGUUGGGGGAAAGGAGAGUGAGUCAGAAGGAAGGAAGCGCGCACAUCAACACGGCCCCCACGUCCAAUCGGAACCAGAAGGGGAAUCAGAAUCCUUGAGAGAAUCCUUUUCGCGUGCCAUGCGUGACCUCGGCACCAAAAUGGCCGAGCUAAAAUUCGAGGCUCCGUUGGCGAAGUUCGAGGAGACGGACGAGUGGGGCGGCUGUGACUUCAUAUCGAGCCAGAACGCCCUCAACGACACGCUGAACCUGAAUCUGAAGGAGUCCUCGUCGGCCGGCAAGCCGGACGCGGCCAAGCUGCGGCUCCUGGAGGAUGCGGUGCGCGACGCUCACGUGAGCAAGAACGGCGGAGGAGGCGGCCUGGGCGGACUGGGAGGGGGAGCUGGCUCCAUCAGCCCCAACUGCAACACGCUGCAGGGCGGCGGGUCGGUCGCGGACCUCGGCCUGUCCGACGUGGGCCUGGUGCCCGGCGAGGGCGGCGGGUCUGGCCUGGACGGCCUGGAGAAGCGGUCCCUGGCCGCCGGCGACCAUGUGGACAACUUCACGGAAACCUUUGGCGGCAGUCUAGAGGAUCUGGUCAACACGUUCGACGAGAAGAUCACCAAGUGCUUCGGCAACUACGAGGAGAACGUCGAGGAGCUGGCUCCGGUGCAGGUGCGCAGCCAGGAGGAGAUCAUGAACGAAUGCCAAAUGUGGUGGACCAUCACCGGCAACUUCGGCAACAUUCUGCCCAUCGACUGGUCCAAGUCGUACACCCGUCAGAUGCACAUGCCCACCCUGAACCUCGGCCAGGGCCACACGAAGCAGCAGCAGCAGGCGCGCAACCAGCAGCAGCAGCUGCUCAGCCAGGGCGGCCAGGCGAUGCCGCCAGCAGGAGCUGGCUCCCACGGAUCCGGAGCAGGAGCAGGAGCAGGACUGGACGCCCAGACACCGGGCGACGAGUUCAACGACCUGGCCAGCGAGGACGAGGCGGUGGCCAGCGACCUGGACAUGCACGCGCUGAUCCUCAACGGGCUGAACGGGGACCUGGACGACCAGCCGAUCAAGACGGUGGAGGAGGUGAUCAAGGAGAUCGACGACAUCAUGGACGAGGCCGAGAGCCCGCUGGACGAGCCGGACAACUGCGACUCGGAGGUGAUCGAGAAGGCGCGCGAGGUCCUGGGUGCGCCGCUCUACGCGGAAAAGCUGCAGUAUCUGAGCACGACACAGCUGAACGAGCUGUACAUGGAGAUGGAGGUGCUCAUCCAGGAGCUGAGCGAGACCCUCAUCAACGAGCUGGCCCUCCGCGACGAGCUGGAGUUCGAGAAGGAGCUGAAGAACUCCUUCAUCUCGCUGCUCCUCGCCGUGCAGAACAAGCGGCGGCAGUACCACGUGGAGAAGAAGCGCGGCAAGUUCCAGGGUCCCGAGCCCAAGUACUUGACCACAGUCAUUCCGUACCACCUGGAGAUUGGCACGCCCAACAACCAGUCGCUGCAGGUCCUGAUCAAGAUCCUCAAGGCCAUCAACGAGGACAGCCCGACGGUGCCGGCCCUGCUCACGGACUACAUCCUGAAGGUCCUGUGCCCCACAUAAGCAGUCAUAAGCAGUUGUUAGGAACCUAGGAAACCGAGGAGUCCAGGCAUCCAGCUACCGCUCUAUCUCUCUGUCUGUGUUUAUACCACUUACCGUACAUCUAUAUACAACUUGCAUAUACGCGCACGCCCCACAUAGUCUAAAGAUAAGUUCCGGUACCUUCAGUUACUGUUUGCCCGCGUACCCAAGCAAACAUUCGGGUGGAGUGGAGCCCUUUCCACGCAGCAGGAGUGCCCGGGAAACCCCGGCGAUUGGGAGCCCUUUCCGGGCGCCAAGGAGGCUCGACUCCUGGCCACCUGGGAUGGAGAUGGAGAUGGAGUUCCCCCUCUGGCCGCACCACAGAUCAAAAUAUGCAACAAAAUACACAUGUAACGCGUACUCGUAUUUAGACUCUAUAACCUAUCGAAAUAUUACGGAGGCGCCUUAUGUAAAGGGCAGCCCCUGCCCUUCCGGCAAUAAUACUCACUCUCCGCCGCCUCUCCUCCCCCAAAAGUUAAGAAGACGAUAUUUAUACCUAGGAGCAUUCGCAUUCGCAUUUGCAUUCGCAUUCGUAUUGUUAAAGAGCCGACUCCAAUAAGCUUGAAUAUAUAUGGUAAAUGCAUCCGAGGCAUCGCAGCUUCAACUACUCUUCUAUAUGUGUACGAGUAAUGCCCAGAUCGAAUCCCUGCUGCUUGCAUUAUGUUCGCCGGCUUUCUGCAACCGAAGGAGCAGGCCUUCCUGCCAGUCCCUAGUUUGUACAAUAAGUAUCUUGUAUGUAAUAUAUAACUUGAGUGUAUAAUGUGCAUGGCCUGUGUGUCCCGGAGAAUCCGUCGUUUCCGAAUGUGUUCCGAGUGCAAUCAUCAUUUGGGACGGCCGUCGAAAUCUGAAUCUGAAUCUGUAUCUGAAUCACAAUCAGAAUCAGAAACAGUGGAAGUUAUUGUUUUCGCUUUGCUUUAAGUUUUACUACGCCUAAUUUACUCAUUUUAUUGUUUUCGAGGCCAUAAAUUGCGUUCUGUUUUGUUCGAAGCAAUCGUUUAAUGUAGAGGAGGGAGACACAAAUUUAAUUAUAAUUUGCAUACGAAACGCUGUGUUAUUUACUUUUACCAAACAAGCAUAAAUAAAUACAAUUAAAUAACUAUAAAAGUAAGCUUCAAAUCAGUCAGGCGCACAGUGCUCUUCUUUUACUACCAACUACCAGGAAAAUGUCCUCUUUCCUCGACCUUUAAGCUACCAGCCACACUAACUAGCUAACUCCAAACUAAAUGAUAAAAUGAUAAGCAAGUAAGAAGAAUCCGUAUUGAAUAUACAAAGUUGCAUCAAGUCAAGUCCAAGAAGUACCCCUCUCACAUACAUAUAUCAUGUCCGAAGGAAAGGAGCCGCCGGAGCGGAGGAGGUCGACUUUCCUGCUGGACGAUAAUUGAUAAUUGAAUCACAUCUAUGCACAUCUUAGGUACCUUGGUUAGUAAACGAAACCCAUGAAAGACAAACACACCACACACAAGAGAAACCGCAUAAAUGUUUACGACUUCAUCAUAUACGAUAUACGAUUAAAUGUAUAUCAAUUACGGUCGCGCUUUAUAAGUCAAAUGAAAACGUAUUUACCCAAAAGCAAAUUCAAAUGGAGUACGACUUUUUUAGGUCUCUGCAAAGUAACAUAAAGAAAGGCUAUUAAAUCAUAUAAUAUGAUUCAAAAUAAAAGGAAUCUCUUAAUUGUACGUGUAUUUGUAAAUUAUUUAAAGAGUCCAUGUUAAAGUCGAACGAAAAACAAAUUAAUGACAGCCUAGAAUGGAAAUUAUAUUUAUUUAAUAAAUUAGUGAAAGGAGAACACAAAAAAGUUCUAUGUACAAUGGACAAACCGAAAAACUUUUAAAUUGCUUGAAUAAAAUGAAGAAAAACCA
Drosophila ficusphila is the source of this 3770-nucleotide messenger RNA. RefSeq names its product fasciculation and elongation protein zeta-2 (gene Unc-76). Lineage: Eukaryota; Metazoa; Arthropoda; Insecta; Diptera; Drosophilidae. The record is from RefSeq and is a predicted model, not a curated record. Gene Ontology annotation, cellular component: cytoplasm; axon.